Messenger RNA from Aspergillus vadensis CBS 113365, 372 nucleotides. RefSeq lists its product as uncharacterized. The coding region runs from base 59 to 325 and encodes 88 amino acids. Gene Ontology annotation, cellular component: extracellular region. The transcript is spliced from 2 exons. The record is from RefSeq and is a predicted model, not a curated record. NCBI's taxonomy places the organism in Eukaryota, Fungi, Ascomycota, Eurotiomycetes, Eurotiales, Aspergillaceae.
CCUCCUUCUUCUUCUUCUUCUUCAAUUCUUCCUCUCAGUCCAUCAACCCUCUCGCAACAUGAAGAUCUUCGCCAUCCCCCUCCUAAUCGCCACGGCCUCCAGCCUUACCGCCGCUUCAUCACUCUGUCCUUUGAAUAACACCCCUAAGUGCUGCACUGUCGAAGGCUCGGACCUAUUUCCUACGCGCUGUGUAGAACUUAGCACAACCCCAACCAGCGCUGCCGAGUUGAACUCCAUUUGUAAAGCGCAGCAGAAGGAGGCUCGGUGCUGUGUUCAAUCUGAAACCUUGCUGGAGGAUGUCUGUAGUCAGGUGAUUGGUGCUUAAUUAGUUAGUAUGCAUUGCAUUGCACUAUUGGGUAGGGGAGGGAAGGG